Molecule: messenger RNA, 13204 nt
Organism: Manis pentadactyla (Chinese pangolin)
Lineage: Eukaryota; Metazoa; Chordata; Mammalia; Pholidota; Manidae
Exons: 3
Coding region: 3713-4702 (329 amino acids)
Source: RefSeq, a predicted model, not a curated record
GUAUUUACAUGUUGCCAAUUGUUCCACUGAUGUCUUUUAUAGCAAAAUAAGUCAUAAUUCUGAUUCAGGAUCCAAACUAGAGUCACAUAUUGUAUUUAAUUGUCUGAUCUCUUUAAUCUCCUUUAAUUGAAAAUUCUUCAGUCUUUCCUUGCUAUUCAUGACCUAAUAUUUUUCAUUAUAAGCCAGUUAUUUUGUAGCCUAUACUGUAAUUUAAGUUAAUUCUGACGUUUCUUCACAAUUAGAUUCAGGUUAUACUAUUUGGCUGGGGGUCAGGAAUAUCAUAGAUAUGCCUUUCCAGUGCAUCAUAGGAGUCACUGAUAUUUUUUGGUUAUUACUAAUGCUAAGUUCAAUCACUUGGUUAAGAUGCUGUCCCGUAGUUCCUCCUCUGUAGUUACCAUUCUUCCCUUUGUAACUAAUAUAUGUCAGGAAGAAGAAACUUAUUAAUGGUGUAAAUAUCCCUUUUCUCAUCAUAAUUUCUCAAUAGAGCACUCUUAAACCACAGCAACAAAUCGGUUGUGGGGAAGAAGUAUGAAAAGUGGGGAGUCACAGGUCUUUACGACAUUCUUGAAAUGAGAGUCAAAGGUAUGCCAACUCUACAUAAUCUCCAGUAAGUACAGAAACUUGUGUCAAUGCCUUCUGUUCUUUGGUGGAUUAUUUCAUGAAGUAGUUCAUCACCAAUGCAGCUGAUGGAACAGAGGGUGAUGUUGUGUGGAAAGAAUUAAAAAAAUAUGGACAUUGGUGAGUCUGAGCUUAAAAGUGAGGUAGGCUCUGAAUGUAGAGAAUUUGUAGGGAAACAACUGAAUCAUUUGUCUUAUGUAAUGAAGUUCAAAAGAGCUCUUUUAAUAAGUAUACAUAAAUAUGAUUAGUGUUAAGAGAGCCUUCUGUCACUAUUUAAUUGGCAGGGUUUUUUUUCUUUCUUAUUAGUAUGUAAUGAUAUGUUUUACAAUUCAUGCUGUCUUAGAUUCCAUAUAGUAGCAGUUUUGAAAUUACAAGGUAAGGACUUUGUUUAUCUAGUCCUUCUACUUUAUUCUUCACUGUUAUUCCUGUCUAACUGUAUUCUCACAUAUCCUAAAAGAAACUCUGAUGAAAUAACUUACAGUGUAUCAUCAGUAUGAUGAGCUCUGGUUAAAACUGGGAAGUAGGAUCAAUUCUUUGCUAUUCUCAUCCUGAACUUAGAAAAUCCCCUUGGUGGUAUAUAACCAUUUCUUUUUAGCACUCACUGACUCACCAACACUUAAGUUGAAGCUUAAAAAAUCUGAUCAGCUUAUUGAAAGUGAAUUAAAUUAGGGAAGAUAGAGCCCUCUCUCAGCAUGUUGACAUCAUUUUUGCUCAGUUUGACCAAAGAAAUGAAACCUAACUGAAGACUUUUUUUGCCUCUUGGUGCUUGGUGGGGUUAUUAUUUUCAGAAUGCUGGAGAGAUUUUUUCUGAUUUUGCCACAUAGUCAACUGCCUACUCUGCCUGGGACUGAGAGCUGCCCUCCUGGGGUCCCCUGGAUGUGAUAGUCCCAGAGGACUCUGUUUUAGUCGCAGUAUCUUUUGCAUGAUACACGUUAUCAGGAGUAGUAGCACAAGAAGACUCAUUCAGUUACAGAAUUGCCUUUUCAUCCUCACGAGCUAUAUACAUAGAAUUCCUAAGGUCAACAAUUCAAGGAAGAUGCAGGUUGGAGAAGAUUCUGCAGACACCACAGACCACAAAGCAUAGAUUAGGGUAGAGGGCUUUACCAUGAAAAAUGAAAUUGUUUGGUAAUACUCUAUUUGCUCUGCAAAAGGAGAGAUUAAGGGGAAAAUGUGUUUGGUGCUAUAAAAAUAUGAGCCAGGAAUAAGUAGUUCUUUAACAAGACUACUCUUAGGUUUCUUAUUCUCCAAUUACCACCAUUCCCCUCACACAUGAAAAAUUAUGUCACUCAACUACUAGAAUUUAAAGGGACCAGGAAUCAUGCAUUGAUUCAUAGUGAUAGAAUUCAUUCCGUAUUUGGCUUCUAUGUCUUUGCACUAAUAAAACCUGUAUUGUUUUGAAUGCUGAAUAAAUCACCUCAUAUACAGGUGAAUGUAAGAAAAAAUUUAGUGACUACUUCAGCAGAUGGAGUGAACAGAGAAUUAUUACUUCCUUCACUUUCUGGCUCUUUUGAUUUCUCAGGAGGUAACAGAAAAAUUGGCACCAGAGGGCUCUGAAGGAGAUAACGUUGAUUCUUUAUUUAUACCCUAUGUAUGAAAAGAAUUUAAGGUAGCUCAAAGUCUCAAAUCAUUUCCGGAGUAGAAAUUUCUAAUUAUCCCAGGUGGAAGUCUCCCUAGGGGGAAAUGUCAUUUUCAUUGAUUUAUAAAGCAAAUCUCUUGGUUUAGUGGUUUACAGAUGUUUGGUCCUCCUGUGGCGAGGCCUGGAGGAGGUGACAGGAAGACCACACCAUUCCUCUUAUUUGGAUGAGAGCCCUAAGGAACUGGCCCAGAUGCCUGCAGGUAACUGGAGUGAAAAGAACUUCCAGGUAACAGUCCUGACAGUAGGAAACCUGUACAGUUCUCAGUCAUACCACUCUGGGAACCUCAUUAAGCUCUAAGGUUGCUAAGCUCAAUGAGAUUCAUAGUCCCUAUCAUCAAGGAACUUACACUCUUAAUGAAGUACUUGGAUGAACAAAGUUCAGAAGAAAAUAAUGUAUUAUAUUGGAACUAAGGUGCAUCUUUUUCAUCUUGAGAGAGAGAAAUCUCUUGAGAGAUACCAAUUCAUGGCAAAUAAAAGUAAAUACCACUUCACUGACUAGCACCAGAAGCUCCAGACAAUUUUCUAGUUCAGAUAGCUUCAGUUGCAAAAUAUACUUUAUUUUGAAAUCUCUAUUGCUAUGUAUGUAAGUUACAUGGGUAUUUCUUGGUUAAGAUGUUUGAUCUUUUUGUAUAGUUGAAUUCUAAAGAGAACCAUUAUUUAAAACCUAAAGUUUGUGCUUUUUUUCCACUUCUUGUGUACAUUUUGGCACUAUACUAGGUAUUUUAAGGAUAUCAUUUAAUGUUACUCAGAAUAUCUGACAUUUGUGAAAAGCUUUACAUUUUACGAAAUGUAAUGAGGCCGGGAAGGAUUUCAUGCAUGUUUUUUGGGUAGCAAGGCAGUGACCAUUUUGGGGAGUUUUUGUAGUGGCUGACUGAACUGGACUGUGGACUUCCUUUUCUGCUCAGCGUGAGCUGGAGAACUGGGUUUAGAAAUGCAAGGCAGACUGACCCCUUCUCUCACCCCUAAGAAUGUCAGCAUUGUUGAUGUCCAAAAUAAACUUUUGAGAUCCCUGUCUAGAUGGGUGGGAGAAGAGAGACUUUGGAUAAUAUCUUGAGGCCUAAUGUGAGUGGGCCAACAUAGCACAAAAACCCUCCUGGGUAUUUCUCAGGUUGCUUGCCCCUGGGGUGCCCAUGACCUCGUUGUCAGUUUUAGUUGGGACAGUCUGUUGAGAAUGAGAGCAAUUAGUUGAUCCUCAGAGCUGAAAGCCAGGACUUGCUUUACAGAAAAACUCAUUCUGCCUUCCAUGCAGAAGCAUGGCCAGCAUAUGGUGACAGCUGUGACGUUCCACGGUAAGGACACGAUUGUCAGGUCCUUCUGUGCCCGCCUUUCCAGCCGCCCUCCUGCGUGGUGCUAAUCCCGCGCCCCUCGUUGAGGAGCAAGUGGACAAGUCUCUGUCAGAAGUCGGAAAGACGUGGUACACAGCUUUCUCCUCGGGGGACGAUUUCUGCGGGACCUUUGAUGAAAAAAGAGGAAGAGUUGCCGGCCAAAGGAAACUCUGUCUGCCAAGUUACUUCCGAAAUGGGACUUUUCCUUCCGCGGCUGGGGUCGGACCCCGGGAGGGAGAGGGGCGUGGCCCGCGCGCCCCACUCCGUCGUGGCCCCGCCCCACCCGGGCAUGCUCAGUGGGCUGGGCCGGCUGGUGGGCGGGGCCGCGUGCAGUAGCCGUUGCCGGCGCCGCCUCAACCUGUCGCCGGCCGGUGUUUCCCCCGCGUCUGGUUCCAGGGAAGUUACGUGCGGGAGGCGGCUUGUGAGGAGUCACCGGGCGUGCCGCGGGGAGGCCAGAGACUCGCGGUGCUGCCGGUGGGCCGGGCCGACGUGGCCCGGCUGCGAGGGCUCGGAAGGCCGACCGGGCAACCGCAGUCGGAGGGAGGUGCCGGCCGGGCGCGCCCUGAGGAGAGGUCCCGGGUGGGGCGGGGCGGGCGCUUCCCGUAUUCGGUCUGAGCCGAGACCCCUCUCCGAGGGCCGGACCCCUCCUGCCGCCCCGCCCUCAGCCCCCCCGCGCCCGGGAGCUGUGUAUCUGCCCUGGGGCGCGAAGGGCCGGAGGGCUGCCGGCGCGGAGUUUCGGCUCCGAGGCGCCUCGCGCGGCGCUGGAAAGAGACAAGGUAUCCGCCAGAGCCGCGGCCGCCACGAACACAGCAAUGGAGGAAACAGCUAUAUGGGAAUAGCACACAGUAACACAUCACAGGGGUGCCUGUGGUCCACAUUGCAGCUGAGUUUGGAACAGGAGAGCAAUGUCCGCGUGGAGUCUGGGGGAGAACGGAAGAUGACAGACUGGGAAGGGGGAAUCGUGGCCAGAGCAUCGUUGCAAAGAGAUGGAUUAAAGUUUGCAGUGCUGCCUGCUGUGUUCUGGUGGACUGAAGAUGCCAGGAGGGGAAACCCAGAGAGGACAGGAGCUCUGGGGAGAGCGGCAUUCUGUGGUGGCCCGAUGUUCCGGCCAACUGUGGGCUGAGGGUACUGCUGGGGGCCGCUGGGGUUCUUAAAAAUGUCUGUGGCUCUGGGGAUCCAUACAGUGGAGUUGGCAGAGAUGGGUCCCUUUGUAGGGCGCCUGUGGUCCCCAUUGCAGCUGACUUUGGAACAUGGGAGCGAUCUCCACAUGGAGUCUGGGGGAGAAGGGAAGACGACACCCUGGGAAGGAGGUGUCAUGUCCAUAACAUCGUCACAGAGAGUCGGGUUGAAGCUCGCAGUGGUGCUGCCUGCUGCGUUCUUGUAGAUGGAAUAUUCCAUUGAGGGACAACCCAGGGAGGACAGGAGCCCUGGGGAGAGCGGCAUUCUGCGGCUGCCCGACCUUCAGGCCAACUGUGGGGUGAGGGGACUACUGGGGGCCGCUGGGGUUGUUAAAAAUGUGUCUUUGGCUGGGGAUCCAUACAGUGGGGUUGGCAGAGACGGGUUCCUCUGCAGGGUGCUUGUGGUUCGCAUGACAGCCGAGUUUGGAACUCGGGAGCUAUUUCCCCGGGGAGUCAGGGGGAGAAGGGCAGAUGUCAGCGUGAGAAGGGGGCGUCGUGCCCAUGUCCAUAUCAGGAUGUGAAGUAGGUGUGGAGGGCAAGCCUGCAGGUGCCUGGGCGGCUGUGGUGGGAGGGCCUGCAGUGGAAGUGGCUGCCUGGACACCGAGAACCGAGUUACUGAGGGAACCACUGGGACAGGGGCAGGUGAGAAACAAGGAGGGGGAGAAGCUACCCACGUGGGUGAUGGGGCCGACCUUGGGCAGGAAGGCUGCUGCAAGGAGGUGGUGGAGGGGCUGGGCGGUGUGGGGAUGUCAGAAGUAGGCGGAGCUGUAGCAGUGACUGAGUGAAAAGGGCCCUCCUUCUCUCGGUGGAAUUCCCACUAUGAGACUGGGACUAAGAGCAGGAGGAGCAUCAGCCGGAACUGGAGGAGGGGGAGGAGGAGAAUUGGGGGCCAUGUCUCUCGUUCCCUGAUCAGUAUUGGAUCUGGGGAAGGUGGAAGGACAAAGCGGGAUCAGGGGCCUGGCACACAGGUCAGUCAGGUUGGUGGUGGUAUCAGGGACCUCUGAGGUGUGAGUGGUCACGGACAGGGAGCGCCUGCACUCCCCGGGCAGGUGGGGAAAAGGAAGGGGCAGGCCCAGUGGCACUGCCAUGAGCCUGGACCUCCGUUUUAUCCUCUGAGUUCUUGUUUCUCUGGCAGUCAGUGCUGUUCUCCAUGUUACCCCGGUUUUGGGCAAUAGCUAAGCGAGGAUGUUUUGGAGAUGAGGGCAGCUGACGUCGUGGACGUACGUGCUGAGCCUGUCAGCUUCUCGGGCUUGUCCCUCCGGUUCAUCAAGGGGAGGCUGCCGGAGGGGAGCACCUGGCCUACAUUCUGCCUCUGGGGCUCGGUGGAAAAGCCAGCUGGGAAAGGCACACAAUCCCAGUGGAACAGCCUGUGGCCAGGGUGGUCGACAGAUGCAGGAGAAACGGGGUGCUUCUUGGCAUGAGGGGCAGCAUCUCGUGUGGAAGGACUGGAGGGCAGUGAAGGUGGGGCUGAGGAUCGCGGCGGGGUGGGGCAUGAAGCUUUCGAGGGACGUUGCUCAUGAUGAAAAUCUGUUGUGUGCCAAAUGAUCUGAGAGUAAGGCGUAAUAAAACCAGGAGAGUGUCUCCUUUGCUUCUGCCUCCUCUCAGGCCAAGCGCACACUGAGCUGCCCCACGAGGGCUGUUGUGAUGUCACACAGGGAGGUGUCACAAAGCCCCCACUGCCAGGGGGUGCUAGCCAAAAGUCAAAGGGUGUGGCCCCAAGGCUGCCCUCAGUGGAAUUACUAGCACUGUGGAUGGCUGCACGUGCUUGUUGUAAGAUAAAUUCUAACUGAAAUAAGCAGGUGACGAGAGGCAACAAAAGGCCAGGCCAUUUAUUUGAGUGCAAUCCCAGGCGAGGUUCACCAGUCUGCACAAAUACAGGCUGGAGAAGUCGCGCCCAGCAGGGCAGGCAGUGAGUUUUUUUUUUUUUUUUCUGAGUUACUGUGAAUAUUUAUUUUCCCAUUAUGUACUUGUACAGCCAAACCCUCAACAAUAACCAUGUAGCACUUUUUAAAAAUGACAAUUUAAAAUGUGCCAUGGAUAACUCUUAUCAUCAUAGUAAGGGAAAAAAACAGAUUUCUCUCUUCUCGCUUGAUGUGGGAUUUAAGAAAUCUUCAGUGUGAAGGAGUGCCCUGUUUUUUUUAUUCAAAAAUAAUUUCCCUUAGUAAAGAUUUUCACAUGUCCUAUGUUUAAUGGGAAAGGAUUAUAUAAACAGACCAGUAUAUAUAAACAGACCAGUAUAUUCAUUUUUACCUUUAUCUUUCAGAUCAUGUAAUUUUCCCUCAAAAUCUGUGCACAUUCUUGUGCUGUUUUCAAAAGUAGAUAUUGAGUUGGAUUUGACGCAUCAGUAGAUCCUAGUGGAGGAACUCUACAGGAUUCAGAUUCAAAUUUAGCAGCAGCAGCUUCUAGUUCUCUAGUUAUAUUCUCUUCCAAUUCCUGCUGCAUCCUGGCAAAGAACGUCUCCGUGUCAUCUGAAGUCCACGGGUUUGUGGUGGGAACCACUGAGUUUUCUCUUGGAGCUGUUUCCAGCGCUGGCCUCAUAGUGAGAUUGCUGCGUGAAGUCCUGUUCUGUGCGUUCUCCUCAAGAAGUGUGGCACUCAUCUCUGUUAGCCUCUCAGUAGUCCUGCGGAGAAUGUUUAGUUUAUUUUCCAGUGAAUUUCUAACUUAAUUCUUCCAGGUAGAGUUGCUUCUAUUUUUCCAAUUCUGUUUUACUAGAAUAUUGAGAAGUUUUUGCUUUGAAUAGCUCAAAUUCCAGGUCUUUAGUUCUGAGUUCCAUCUGGCUUCUUAUUGAAGUAUUAUUAUUUUCUCUCACCUGCUCUUACUUUUCCUGAGAUGCCGCUUGUGCCUAUAAAAACAGACCGAUUUCUUUUACCUUUUUCUACUAUUUCCUGUCUUGCUCUUCAAACUCUCACACAGUUCUACUUGGCUGUGUUCUGCCAUGUUCAUUUCUGUAUGAGUCCUGAGGUGUCGGCUACCCCCUGCCUGUGGCCUGCAGCCGGGGGUGGGGUGGGGGCAUGGGGGGGUGGGAGACGCGAUGAGGUGUCAAAGACCCGAAAGGAUCAGGCAGGGGACUCGAGGCUGAACCCGCAUGAGAGUGAUGCUGAGAGGGCACCCUUCGUGUUUAUUGAGCAAAUACAUGUUAACAACAAUAGAAUUCUGUUGGGGGGAGGCACUGAGUUUUUAAAGAAAGUAGGGGGAGGCAGAGCAUAGAUUUACAGCGGCGCGAGGAUUGGCUAGCCUAAGGCAUAUUUUUCAGGUUGGGAGGGGGCAGCAGCCAGGGACUUUGGUACGUCAUCAGUGUCCGACGUGCUCACCCCUCCCUCCAGUGCCUCCAGCCUUAUAUUUGUCACUGGACACAGCACCAUGCAUCCUGUUGAGGGCUGCAGUGGCCGCAUACAUCAGAACUCACCCCACCCUUCCGCUGGCUCUGCAGAUCCCCCUGUGCCUUGUGUGCGGAGGCCGGCUUUGUAUCUUAGGCUCCCAGAGGCCCGGGGCUUGCUCAAAGCUCAGUAUGAAGCCACCCCUGUACUUCCGGGGUACGGCCUCUUCCCCAGGCCUUCCCAGCCUCUGCCAGAUGCCUGGAGCCUGGCGCCCCUGUAACUUUAAUUGCUGUGUCAGGGACCUGCUUUUAUCUUGCUCUAAAGCACGUAGAAAAUAGAAAUUAUUGGAAGAAAAGCAUCCGAGAUACAGAGAUGUCUGGACAUAGACGUUUCCAUUAUAAGUUUGAGAACUUGUGUUGUAACAAGUCACUGAUCGAUAAGAAGAAAACUAACAUUUUUGAGAAUUUGCUAGGCUUUCCACUCUGACAGAACCAAUUUAUUCAUCUUGUGUUUUCGUUCCAAUGUAUGCACAAAAAUUACGUGUGAUAAAAAUCUAUUUCUCAUAAGCAGGGGCCAGCUGUGUAAUUUGCAGGGAUCAAAGUAAAAUGAAAUCCAGACCAGCUGCUCAAAACAGGAAAAUUUUCCCCCGCUUUUCUAAAUUUUCUCUAUCUGUCGUAGCCUCUGAUGUUUGCUAUUUAGUACUUCACUUCCUCUGUCACAGAAUUACUUGCCGGGCAAGUGCAGACAUAAUAUAUGUAUUUAUACUUUUGUACCCCAAGUAUUUAAAACAGUGCUAGGCACUCAAUAAUUUGCCAAAAGUCUGCAGGGAUAAAAUAUUUUAGUUUCCUUAUUCUUUUCUUUGCUACUAUUUGGUCUUUCUGAAGAUAUAUUCAAAUUGAUGGUUGGUGAGGUAAGAAAAAAAUGUCAAUAGUUGUAAACGUGUAUAGCGGAAAUUUUCACUUUAUAUUCUAGUCUGGUUCAUCCCCCCAUAUUCUGUGGUAGAAUGUGUGUGUGUGUGUGUGUGUGUGUGUGUGUGUGUGUGUGUGUGUGUGUGUGUGUGUGUGUGUGUGUGUAGUGAGUCAGCCUGUUGCCUGUUGAUUGUGAAACUCAAUGAUAGUGACAGCAAGUGCGGCGCAGAUUGCUUCAUUUCCUUCUUUGAUGUUAGUGACCUCUGCUGUUAGAAAGCAGAACCCCUCCACUCUGAUUUCCAGCCAGGAAAACAUUAAAAAACAAAUCUCAUCAUUCUGGAAAAUAAAAAUACCCAAGGACCUCAAAGGCCACAGUGCCUUCUGUCAUUUAUCUUCCAAAACGGCUUCGUAAGUCUGUGGGCUGGUGUGUGAGAAGCGCACACGUUACAUGUGUUCAGCCCUCCGCCUUCCUGAGCGGGGCAGAUGGGUUGCACAGCUGCCGGGCCCCUUGGAAGCCUGUUGCAGCUUCAGCUUUCUGCGAGCCGGUGUGCUUCCUGCAGCCACUUACUGCAAACUCUGGUUAUUGAGACCACACUAUGGCUUUUUUUUUUUAACAUUAAAAAAAGUAUCCACGGUUCCAUGGAUUCUCACCCUUAUUUGAUUCAACCACCUCAUCUGGUCAAUUGUUGGGGAAACAAAUUCUGUUCCUUCGUUUAGGUGGAUUAUCUGACUCACGUAUAAAACAUUUUUAAGAUUAAUGAUCUUAGUGAAGUCCUUCUGAUAACACAGACGUAUGAUAUUUUAAAAUAGAAAGAAUAAAAACAAAGAAUGUGUUCCUGCGUAAAUAUCCCUUUAAUACAUGAGUUUUGGAAAGUCCCAUGUUUCAUGAAUCAUUUAGCCUGUUUUAUCUUGAUGUUAUACAAACGUUUCAAAAACAAGGAUGUGGAGAUGUUGCCCCCUACCGUUUGCCUGGAAGCAUACUCACUUUAUGUAACUACUUUUCCCCUUCAACUGCAUUUCUUCUGCCUCAAAGACUCAUUUUUAUCUCAAAUCCUUCUUCUUUUAAAAUGAUUUAUUUUGUUACUCUUAACUACUCCAUCUGCAAGGUCAUUACAUGCAAUUCUUCCACUAAUAUAUUGGAAAAUCCUGAGGAAGUGACCUUAAAUCUUCCCCAGUAAGUUGGAAUAAUUUUCAGAUUUGAAUAGACAUAAAGUAUGUGUAAUUGAAACCCCAUUUUAAAACACCUUAGUUUCUGAUGUAAUUGAAUGCGGUUAAGAUUACUGGAUUGAUGCUAGUUUUAUUUUAAGAUUCAAAUUCUAAAUAUUUAUAAGGCAAAUGUCUGAGUUUUCUUUUUUCUGUAAAUAUAUUUAUAUGUCAGUGUGGGUAAAAUUGUAACAUUUCCAGAAUCUCUCACCUGGCUUUAGUGUAUUUGCAUAUUCUUAGGGGUGGAGAGAAGUUCAUCUCCAUGUCAAUGGGUAAUUACCUGGGCAACUGAGGGCCUGUCUGAACCUGACUGUUUAAGGGGAGGGGCUGGCUGGCUGGCUGGCUAGCUGGCUGGCUUGCUUCUUCCAGGGAGAGAGAGAGAGAUGGUGCUGGACUGCAUUUUGUAAGCAAUAAAUGGGUUUUAAACUUAAUUUUUCCCUUUGACUGAUUUCGGUUUUUAGAGGUAUUUUGCCCCCGGAUUUCUUUUCCCGACUUACUUCUGGUGGAAGUUGGCAGGAUUCCUCUGAAUCCAAAAUUUCAUAAUGGGUGUGACCUUUGGGAGGGCUGCUCCUGUGGAUGGUGGGGAGACCCCAGUGGAUGCAGCGGCAGAGGGUGCUGCUUCACUGGAUGCAGCGCAGAGGGUGCCGCUGCACUGGUUAUUAUCCCCCCAGCUGUGGGGCUUCCAAGUUGGGAACUCCUAGGGGGGAAUUGGUCUAGGGUAAAGUACCUCUUAGAGGGGUGGGGCCUUCCCCACUGAGGAAGGCUGGAAACACUGAAAGCUGCAGAAUUAGCCCUCUGUGAGUUGGAAGACUGCUUGGAGACUUUAGGGGGCCAUGUAGCAGCUGGCAUUGUAGGGUCUCUUUUCAUCUAGAUAGUGCAAAAUGUUAUACAGGAGAAAGAGAGGAUCAUCGAGAGGGUUAGUGAUGAGAGAGAGGGGCUUAGGCAGGAGAGAGACACACUUCAGCAUCGCUUGGAGGAGCUGAGCAAUAAUGUAUGGGAUGCUGUUAAAGAGAGACAGUUACUGAAAAGACAGGUUAUGCUCCCAGAAGACUCCUUAGAGGCAAGUGGGGAGGCAGCAGGAAAAGCCAUGUUGCAGGAGGCUGUGAGGGAGCCUGGGGAAAGAGUGGUGCCUUCAGCCCUGGAAAUGGUGGAGGUGGAGCCAUUGGUGGAGAAGCCCGAGGGAGAAGAGGAGGAAACAGGGUCAUUAGCAGAUCUACUACCCAGGCCACCGCUGGAGGUACCAUCUUCUCUUGUUUUAAAGGCCUGCCCAGCUGUAAUUAAGAAAAUAAAAAAAUGAAAAAACUGCAGGCUCCUCAGGGGGAAGAACAGACCCUCCCCAGGUUGUGUAGCACUCCAGGUUCCGCCCCUAUACCCAGGAUGAGCUGGUGGACAUGAGCGUCUGUUAUGGGCAGAGGCCUUUAGAAUCCCUGCCUACAUGGCUUUUAUGUCUCUGAGAUAUGGGGGUGGAAAACAUUGUUGUGUUGGAUACUGAGAUGAGUAGAAUGGCUUCCCUGAUGACUCACCCUUCCCUCUGGCAGUGGUUGCAAAAUGCCUGUCACGCCUCAGGGAAUCAGACACUCCUGGCAUGGCUGACAGCUGCCAUCAGGAUAGUUUGGCCUAAUCAGGGUGAUUUACCAUAUUUUCCCAAUAGUUGGAAAACGUAUGCAGAUCUCCAAGAGGUACUUCAGGAAUUGGGUAUGAAAAAUAUCAUCUAUAAUAUGGACCUCUGGGGCCCUGAUGAGGAGGGGUUCACUAUAGGAAUGAGAAAUCUGGUGCUGCACACAGCUCCCCCAUCUCUCUUUGGGUCCCUAGUGAAUACUCUUGCCCCCCACGUAGGGCAACCCAUAAGUGAGGCUACUCAUACUUCAGCAGAUCUGGGGGAGGUUGAAACAAUAAGGGCAUGGAGGGAAGUAUGGGUCACGACCGAAAGGAGAGGUGCAAAAGGUCCCAUAAAGGUCUCCAGGACCCAGAUGUGGGUUGAUUUGAUAAAGGCCGGGGUAGUGAAAGAAAGACUCAAUGGGCAGCCCAAUAGAAUAUUGUUGGAACUGUGGCACCAAUUGAAUCCAGAGCAGCAGUUCCAGCCGCUGAGGUCCAGGACGUGGAAACCAGAGUCAAGGCCUCAUGCCCGGCCUGUGUCCCUGCAGAACUUCGUGGGAGACAGUACUCAGGAUUCGCCUGAGCCCUCACUCCCAGAGGAGGAUGAUUGGGCAUCACAGUUCAACUGAAUAGGGGGUUCAAAGUCCCCACCUUGGGGGACAUGGUGGGGACCAGAGGCCACAUAUAGAAUUAGAAAUUCAUUGGUCCCCUGUGAAUGUACACUGUGUCCUGGCGCUGGUGGGCACAGGAGCUGAGUGUUCUCUCAUUCAUGGCAACACUGAGCAUUUUCCCAGGACCCCUGCUGUGAUGGAUGGCUAUGGGGAUAAGGCAGUUAGAGUGAAGAAAGCCCAAAUCUCAUUGGGGAUAGGGCGUUUACCCCCAAAGGAGUAUACUAUGUACAUUUCUCCCAUCCCUGAAUAUAUUUUGCCUGUGCCUAGGUGGGUGACAAAUACUAAGCAGUAUAAAUUGCCUGGGGGGCACAAGGAAAUUGGAGAAACUCUGUAGGAGUUGGGGAGGGUGGACAUCAUAAAGCCCACUCAUAGUCCUUUUAAUUCCCCAGUCUGGCAAGUGAGAAAGCCAGAUGGCUCCUGGCAUAUGACUGUAGACUACAGGGAAUUGAGUAAAGCCACACCCCCUUUGCAUGCAGACGUUCUGGACACCCUCAGCCAUGAACUGGGAAUGUAUCAGUAUGUAGUAGACCCUGCUAAUGCUUUCUUCUCUAUUGACAUAGCACAGGAAAGCCAGGAACAGUUUGCCUUCAUGUGGGAAGGCCGGCAGUGGACAUUCACUGUCCUUCCACAGGGAUAUCUCCACAGUCCCACCAUCUGUCAUGGACUUGUAGCCCAGGACUUGGCCACAUGGAAGAAACUGCAAACAGUGCGGUUGUAUCACUACAUUGAUGAUAUUAAUGCUCACAUCUGAU